CCAUUUGCAGUAAAAUAUCCUCCAUUAAAAACGGGAAGGUAUUUGGCGAAGAUAGAUUGCAUAUAGAAGGAGAUAAAAUAAGUUUUACUUGUAAUCCGAACUACCUGCUUGACGGAGAGGAAGUGAUCAGAUGUACAAGUACUGGGCAAUGGAAUGCCUCGGAGCCAGUAUGUAAACUUCAAGGUAACCGAUUUGCCUGUAUCAGUAUAAAAAUUGUAUGAAUGUAUAAUAUAAUACAUGUUUUGCUUUGAAGAAAACAUUACUUAUAUUGCAAGGCUAAUUCGUUCUGUAAAAAUGGUUCUUCUAUUAUUGGUGACUACUGUUUUUAGAGCGGGAAGAGAACGUCGAUGAAUAAUUUUUGAUGGACUAUAUUACUAUCAAACAAUAGGACUUUAGGUCCUCCUUAAAGCCCAAAGGCCUUUAUAGGCCUUGUGUAUUUCGAAGACACAAUUUCUCGCGAAGAAUUUCGCCAUUGUGGGAUCAGGAUUAGCGCUAAUCCUCGGCUAAAAUUUAACUUUUUGUUUUAGUUUCUGUAUUUCUGGACCUACGUUUAUUUUAAAAUCUCUCAGAGAAGAAAACUCUUAUUGAUCCGGACAAGAUUCACGAAGAAAUAUUUCCAAAUUUAUAAACAAACUGUUGGGAAGUUCGCUUUGAGCACAAAGUAUACAUUUGGCAUUUGGUCCCACUUUAUAGAUCUUCUUUAAGCCUGAAAAUCGUUACUUGAUGGUUGAACAGAGCAUAGAGCUAACUCGCUAUAACCAAUCACGAACGUCUAAUCAACUAAAUCACCCUCCUUGCGAAAAAUAUGUAAACCGCUGUACAUUGGAAAUUCAACGCAAUGAUUCUUCUUCUUUUCAGUUCAAAUUCAAUGAUUCUUCUUCUUUUCAGUUCAAAUUCCGUUAAACCACAAUUUCAACAACGCCUACCACAAUGCAGGCCACAGCACAUUCUCGUUUCACAGACAAAUGCCUGCAUAAAAAGCUUUGUGAUAUGGACAUAAUGUAUAUAAAACAUACUGAAAAUAUCCGAAAAGCAAAGUCUGUGAAUUCAGACUCGUCCAAUAUGAGAGAUAGCCGAUCCGGCGCUGUAUACGCGCCUCAUCGGCUAUCAGCUCAUACUCGACUCGAGUUCGUAGAAUAACUGUUAAAUAAUCAGGCUUAUAUGUGAAUAAAUAAAUUUUUUUCAGAAAUUUUGAAAAAUACCAUGCAUUGGAUCGCGCUCUCCGGCAGUCGUAUAACAGACCACUUUUUUAUAUAGCUACUGCCCUAUUAAAAUUGUAAUGAUAUUCUGAGUAAGGAUAUACUUUAUUAUAGAGCGACAAUGUAAUAUGCCGCUGAUUUUGUUUAUUUUCCAGUUCAUACUCCGUCAACUACAAUUUCAACAACGUCCACCACAGCCCAGGCCACAACACAAGGUAAACUUACUAUAUUUUGUAAUUAUAACUUUUGUAAUUAUAUUAAAUAUUAAGGCAUGCUAUCAAAUAAUUAAUGUAAAUUUGCACGUAUGGUAAAAUGGCAUUACCGAUCACGUUUCACAUGAGAUAAAACAGCCAUUUCGUUUUUCACAUGCAAGUAAAAGAUUAGUCCAUUUCACAAAAAUUAUAAAUAUCCUUUUGAGUGUACUACGUUUUCUCUUCUAAAUUUUGUAUUUAAGUCUUUCGAACUCUUUGCCCUAUUUUUAUAGUUUCAAAGCUGAUUUUACCAAGAAAAUUUUAGCGAUAUUUUAACACACAUGCAGCAAACCGAUGUAUCUUUUAAAAAAUCAAGAACACAUACAGUAAAAAUUUUGUAUCUUAACUUAAUUCUCACUACUUGUUCAAUCUUUCUUCUAUUGGCCUCAAAUUAUGCGGUGGAAAGCGCUCUUCUUACAACAGACCACUUCUUCUAUACAAAAAUAUCGCCUUUUUAAAUUUUAAGGAUAUUCUGAGUAAGGAUGUACUUUAUUAGAGCGACUAUAUAAUAUGCCGUCGAUUUAUUUGUAUUUUUCAGUUCAAAUUCCAUCAACUACAAUUUCUACAACUUCUGCCACAACCGAGACAACAACACAAG
Paramuricea clavata is the source of this 2048-nucleotide messenger RNA. The record is from the annotation of a GenBank genome assembly. NCBI's taxonomy places the organism in Eukaryota, Metazoa, Cnidaria, Anthozoa, Malacalcyonacea, Plexauridae.